Molecule: messenger RNA, 1011 nt
Organism: Camellia sinensis
Lineage: Eukaryota; Viridiplantae; Streptophyta; Magnoliopsida; Ericales; Theaceae
Source: RefSeq, a predicted model, not a curated record
AUGAAGUCUACAAAUGACAACAACAAUGGCAGCAAUAGUCAUAAUAACAACUGGUUGGGUUUCUCUCUCUCAUCCUACAUGAAAAUGGAGGUUUCUUCAAACCCUCAUCAUCAGUACAAUCAUCAUCAUCAUCAACCUCAGCUAGUUCUUCCUUCUGGCUUCUAUCUCUCCUCUUCUUCACACCUCAACAGCUCUGCAAUCUGUUAUGGGGUUGGAGAAAAUGGUGGCUUUCACUCACCCUUGUCUGUAAUGCCUCCCAAGUCAGAUGGAUCUCUCUGUAUCAUGGAAGCUCUCAGUAGAUCACAACCACCACCACCACCACAAGGGAUGGUGCCAAACUCUUCCCCUAAACUUGAGGACUUUCUUGGUGGUGCAACAAUGGCAGCCCAUCACCAAUACAGUACCAAUGAGAGAGAAGCAGUGGCUCUAAGCUUAGACAGCAUGUACUACCACCACCAAAAUGCUGAUCAACAAACCAAUAGGCAACAACAACAGCAAAAGAUGGAUGAAACACCAUUGGAGGAGCAGAAAGAAGAAGAAACCAGGGAGACCCAACUUGCAGACUGUGAUAAUACCCAAAUCACUGCUUGCCUGAAAAAUUGGAUUGUGGUGGAGGAUAGUGGUGGCGCGUAUGGGUCAGGUGGUGGUCCAGUGGGUGGUUGUGGGGAUUUACACUCUCUGAGCUUGUCAAUGAGCCUUGGUUCUCAGUCAAACUGUGUCACAGCUCCAACCCAGAUCUCACCUACUGGAACUGAGUCCACAGUCAUGGAAACCAAGAAGAGAGGGUUUGCAAAAGUUACUCUGAAGCAACCUGUUCAUAGGAAGUCCAUUGACACAUUUGGGUGGAGAACCUCUCAGUAUAGAGGUGUUACAAGUCAACUGAUGGAGAUGGCAGCUGUGACUGUGUUUGGGGCAGCUGUGACUGUGUUUGGGGCAGCUGUGUCUGUGGUGGUUGCUGCUGUGGCUGCACAGACAUCUGUUGUUGUUGUUGUUGUGGUUGUGGAGGAGUAA